Metarhizium album ARSEF 1941 is the source of this 2577-nucleotide messenger RNA. Its product is annotated as histidine biosynthesis trifunctional protein. The record is from RefSeq and is a predicted model, not a curated record. Lineage: Eukaryota; Fungi; Ascomycota; Sordariomycetes; Hypocreales; Clavicipitaceae. The transcript has 2 exons. Gene Ontology annotation, biological process: L-histidine biosynthetic process. Bases 1 to 2577 code for a protein of 858 amino acids. Gene Ontology annotation, molecular function: NAD binding; metal ion binding; histidinol dehydrogenase activity. Gene Ontology annotation, cellular component: cytoplasm.
AUGGCCACGGGGCUGCCUUUGCCGUUCCUCGUCAGCGUUUCCGUGCCGCCGGGCCUGGCCAACCUCGACGGCUUGACGCGCGAGGAAGUGUCGCUGCUUGGCAAUCCCUUCUUGCAGGCAACACCAAAGAUUCAAGAUAAGCUCCUGCGCUUCUUAAACCGUCACAAGUACGAAUUCCAUGCUCAUUUGGACGCCGCUGCCCUUGAAUCGCAAGACGAUGUCAUUGCUCUGCUGGACCGCGGGGCCCGCAAAGUAUUCGUCGCGCCAGAUGCUUUGCCUCAAUACGCCGACUUUGGAGACAGAGUGCUUCCUGUUGUUGGCAAGCCCGACCUCUCUGCAGCUUCGAAGCACGGGCUGUUGGUAAAGGACUUUGAUCUCUCAGCCUCCGAGUCGGGCAAAUUUAUCCAGGCAGCUCAAUCUGCAAAGGUCAAGAACCUCUACCUGCGUCCCAUCGAUGGAACGCCGCUUGACAAGUUUAUCGACGCCGCUCACACGGCCAAUGCCAUCCCUAUUCUUCCCUCAACUGGUCUGACGACGGAUAAGUCCGCCACAGGAAAGCUUUUGAUAUCCGACGUUAUUGCUAAGUACUGGAAUUCCGACCGCCAGGAUGGUCUCGUUCCCACCGUCGUCACGAACGAGGCUGGUGUAGCCCUUGGUCUUGCCUAUUCCAGUGAAGAAAGCAUUCUUGAAGCAAUCAAAACGCAGACCGGGGUUUAUCAAAGCCGCAAGAGGGGACUAUGGGUCAAGGGUGCUACUUCCGGAGACACCCAGGAGCUCGUUCGAGUAGGCUUGGACUGCGAUCACGACACCUUGAGGUUUGUUGUCAGGCAGGCCGGCCGGUUCUGCCACCUCCCGCAGUUUUCAUGCUUUGGAAAUCUGAAUGGCAUUCCUGCUCUAGAGCAGACGCUUGUUUCAAGGAAGAAGUCUGCCCCCAAAGGAUCCUACACUGCCCGUCUCUUCUCUGACGAGAAGCUGCUUCGGGCCAAGAUCAUGGAAGAGGCCGAGGAGCUAUGUGAUGCCAAAACGCCCCAGGAGGUUGCCUUUGAAGCUGCUGACCUCAUCUACUUUGCUUUAACCAAGGCCAUUGGCUCUGGCGCCAGCUUAGCUGAUAUUGAGGCCAACUUGGAUGCGAAGAGCCUCAAGGUCACCAGACGACCAGGCAAUGCCAAAGGCAUAUGGGCAGAGAAGGUGGGCAUCAUGAGUCAAGGUGAUGUCCCCAAGGCCCCUCCAGCCGAGCAGCUCGCAGACCGCAGAAUUACCAUGCAGCGAAUCAACUCUUCCAAGGUUUCAGAGGCCGAGCUUCUCAAGGCGCUCCAGCGCCCAUCUCAGAAGUCCCCCGAGGCUAUCCUCAAAGUUGUCACUCCCAUCAUCGAAGACGUCCGCAAGAAUGGCGACAAGGCCCUGCUGUCGUACACUCACAAGUUUGAGAAGGCAACUUCUCUCACCUCACCCGUCAUCAAAGCUCCAUUCCCUCAGGAACUCAUGAAGCUGGACCCGGAGACCAUCAAGGCCAUAGACACCUCGUACGAGAACAUCCAGAAGUUCCACGCUGCUCAAAAAGAAGACAAGCCUCUCCAAGUCGAGACGAUGCCCGGCGUCGUCUGUGGUCGCUUCUCCCGUCCCAUCGAACGGGUUGGUCUCUACAUCCCCGGCGGCACAGCCGUCCUCCCCAGCACUGCUCUCAUGCUCGGUGUUCCGGCCAAGGUCGCUGGAUGCAAGAAGCUCGUCUUGGCCUCGCCGCCCCGGGCAGACGGCAGCAUCACCCCGGAGAUUGUCUACGUCGCCCAUAAAGUCGGCGCUGAGAGCAUAGUCCUCGCUGGCGGAGCUCAAGCCGUCGCUGCCAUGGCCUACGGCACCGAGAGCGUCAGCAAGGUUGACAAGAUCCUCGGCCCUGGUAACCAGUUCGUCACGGCUGCCAAGAUGCAUGUCAGCAACGACACCAACGCCGGUGUGAGCAUCGACAUGCCUGCUGGUCCGUCUGAAGUCCUCGUCAUUGCUGACAAGGACGCCAAUCCCGCGUUUGUGGCCUCCGACCUGCUCUCCCAGGCGGAGCACGGUGUUGACAGCCAAGUCAUUCUCAUUGCAGUCGACCUGACAGAGCAGCAGCUCAUGGCCAUUGACGACGAGGUCCACAACCAGGCCACUGCUCUCCCUCGCGUCGACAUUGUCCGCGGCUCCAUUGCUCACUCCGUCACCGUGCAAGUCGACACGGUCCAGGAGGCCAUGCGUAUCAGCAACGAAUACGCCCCCGAACAUCUCAUCCUGCAGAUCAAGGAUGCUGCCAAGUCCGUAGACCAGGUCGUGAAUGCCGGCAGUGUCUUUAUCGGCGAAUGGACACCCGAAAGUGUCGGCGAUUACUCAGCCGGUGUAAACCACUCUCUGCCGACGUAUGGCUUCGCCAAGCAAUACUCCGGCGUGAACCUCGCCUCCUUCAUGAAACACAUCACUUGCUCUAAUCUUACAGCUGAGGGUCUCAGGAACGUUGGCUCAGCAGUCAUGCAGCUAGCCAAGGUGGAAGAGUUGGAGGCUCACAGAAGGGCAGUCGAAAUUCGCAUCAAGCACAUGGGUGGACAGUGA